Molecule: messenger RNA, 504 nt
Organism: Fusarium venenatum
Lineage: Eukaryota; Fungi; Ascomycota; Sordariomycetes; Hypocreales; Nectriaceae
Source: RefSeq, a predicted model, not a curated record
AUGGGUUUCUUCGACAGUCGUUUCUUUGAGCCAACAUGGAAGAACAAGGUUUUAAUUCUUCAAGUGGCGUUUACGAUUCUCAUCUUCAUCUUCGGCAUCGUCAAGAUCGUCACAACACCUUCGCAUAUCCCUUUCAAUAGAAUGGACAUUGUUGCCAUAACAAUGAGUCUCAAGUCAGGAUUAUUCCUUACCUACGAGAUCAUGACUAUGAAAAUGAAUAGAUUCAAGCGCUUUGGGAGUCUCAAGGCCUAUGCUGUACUCAACACCCUUGAUGUAUUUUUCUGGGCGGCUGUUAUGGGCUUCUCAUUCAAAAGUGUCAACACGAUUUGUUCUGGCGUCAACUGCGCUAUCGGCAUUGUCACCGGACUGUUGGCCUUGGUGAACUCUGCUAUCCACUUCUGGGCUGCUGUUAUCGCCUGGAAGAACCACAAGUAUUUCAAGGCCUACGGUGUUCCCCGUGGUCAGGAUGAGGCCAAGAACAGGUACACUACCACCAGAGUGUAG